Molecule: messenger RNA, 553 nt
Organism: Eurypyga helias (sunbittern)
Lineage: Eukaryota; Metazoa; Chordata; Aves; Eurypygiformes; Eurypygidae
Product: mitochondrial ornithine transporter 1-like
Exons: 3
Biological process (GO): mitochondrial L-ornithine transmembrane transport
Molecular function (GO): L-ornithine transmembrane transporter activity
Source: RefSeq, a predicted model, not a curated record
GCAAAUACCUCAACACCUGCCAGGAAACAGGAGGCUUCACUCUGAAGUAACUGAUAAACAAGUGUGAAGCAUGAGGAUCAACCCUGCUAUUCAGGCUGCUAUUGACCUCACAGCAGGAGCUGCAGGUGGGACAGCAUGCGUGGUGACCGGCCAGCCCUUUGACACCGCAAAGGUGAAGAUGCAGACGUUCCCUGACAUGUACAAAGGCAUUGUUGACUGUUUUGUGAAAACCUACAAGCAAGUGGGGUUUCGAGGCUUCUACAAGGGAACCACACCAGCGCUCGUAGCCAACAUCGCAGAGAACUCCGUUCUGUUUAUGUGCUAUGGAUUUUGCCAACAAAUUGUGAGAAGAAUUGUUGGCGUAGACAGGAAAACAAAGCUCAGUGAUCUGCAGAACGCUGCUGCAGGCUCAUUCGCCUCUGCCUUUGCCACCCUUGUCCUCUGUCCCACAGAGCUGGUGAAGUGCCGGCUGCAGGCCAUGCAUGAAAUGCAGCUGUCUGGAAAGAUAAUCCAGGGACACAAGUAAGUGUACACCCUGCCCAGUGUCUCCUAA